Messenger RNA from Xyrichtys novacula (pearly razorfish), 13316 nucleotides. NCBI's taxonomy places the organism in Eukaryota, Metazoa, Chordata, Actinopteri, Labriformes, Labridae. The record is from the annotation of a GenBank genome assembly.
CGGAGGGGGCUUAAUAUUGCACAGACUCAAGUGCAGGUCUCCACACUUCCCCGCUACAGUGGGUCCAGCGGCUGACCACCCUUUUCCAGUCCUCAGGGAGCGUUUCACUGAACAGCGUCACCAUGCCUAAAGUCAUUGUGCCAGGUGAGUAUGGGCAGAAUGACUCUGGGUUUGCACCUGCAACAUGUCCAAAAAAGAAAGGUUCUGAUAGGACUUUUGGGGGUUAUCUUACAUGAUUGUACAGACACACUGUGUGAGGCUUUUACCAUAUGAGCACUCAAAAAUAAUACAAAUACAAAAUCUUCAUUGUUGUGAAUCUUGGCCAAUACAUGCAGAAGAACUUCCUGACAAAUGUUUCGACAAACUUCUUUUUUUCUGCUUCUUGAGAGGUAUAAAACCUGUUUGAAUGGAUUUAUCUUUACACGGGUCACACCCCUCACUGCGUGCAAUAUCAACAACUGUUGAGGUUAUAAAUUCCCUCCUGUAUACCAAUAAUACAUGCUCUAGGCACUUGAGUGGUUGGUAAUGACAGCUUCAAUGAUAGGUUCAUUGCAGUUGAGUGCAUUUAGUUCUUAUAUAAAGUCCAUCCUGACUAAUAUAUAGAAUAUCAAAGAGUUAUCCUCGGAUAAUCAAGCAAACAAAAAUCUAUCAUUUAUCAAAAUAGCAGAUUGAAACCUCUACAUAACUGUCUGGUUUUACAGUCAGAUGAGAGAGUUAGCCCUGGCUCAAAAAAGUCAAGUGAGGAUGUUUAAUGGAUUGGAUUUGUCGGCAGAUAAUCAGCAUGCAUGCAUCAUUAGCUUGCACACUUUGUACCUCAGGUAGCAGCUCUUUUUGUGGUCCUUGCUGCAGAACAUCCCCAGUAUUACUGUGACUUAAACAUUGUUGUAAUGGUUGCUAAUUUUAGUUUUACCUCCGCCAGUCACCAGACAAAUGGCGAGUAUGAGGUCAUGUUUUGCUGCAAGAGUUUUUCAGGGGGUGAAAAAUAGAAGUGCAACGAUUUAACAGCUGCUGUUGGAGGAGUUUCAUUUAAGGCUGAAUGGGUUUGGUUGAUUUAAGAGGCGAUGUAGGACAACGUGUCAGAGACUGUUUGCACUUGUUGUGAAAUUUUUGCAGAGAUUUCAUACCUGUGUUAUCCAAGCAGUCAUGCUAACAGGUUUUGGGAGCAGCAGGAGCUGGCAUGAAGAAUAUGGGGAUAAUUCAAUUUACAAAGCUCCUGUUUGAGAGGGCAAAAGUAUCAAAACGCACAAAAUUACAAAACUAGUAGGAUUGUAAUGAGACAACAUGCAGUCUCCACAUAUAAUCCUAACAAGUAAUGACUCAGCAGCUCAUUUGCUUCUUUGUAAUUGUUGCUUUCAUAUAUAACACACUUGUUUGUUUUCCUCUAACCUGGACCAUCCCACCCUGACUGUGACUUUUUACUUACCCAACAGAGGGAGGAAGUAAGUAUAGAACUGAGAGGCUACACAAGGAGCUUGAGGAGGAUGUGAAGCAUUUUUCAAAUGCAUGAUUUAAAUUCAUGUCAAAAGUUCUUUCUUCACAGUGCAUUUGAAAAUGUUGCAGUAUGGAUCUUUGUCAAUCCAAAACAGUGGAUCUUUGUGUGCAACCACAUGUCCAGAAAGGACACUAUGUAAAAUGUUAAUAAAAACAGAAUUUGAUGGUCUGCAAAUGAAAUGAUUUAGGGACAUAAUAGUAAAUGAUGAAACUAAAAAACACUGCAUCAACAAUUGGUAUGUUGUCUUUGCAGACUUAAAUAUUCAAACUCUGUUUCUACUGACAUUUAACACAGCAACUUUUCUAGGAUCAGGGUUGUACGUGGACAGCAUUGAUUAAUCUAGCUCAAAUUCAGUUUUGAAUUUUUGCUACAUAAUGCUGUGUUUGUAUCAAAAAAAGAGCAUGACUGUCCGAAACAGAACUGAAAGUGAACUUUUACAUUAAUAAAUAGUUUUUUAUGGGUUAUUCAAUGCUUUUCCACCAUGGGAAUAUUCAUUUGUAUACAACACAGCAUAUAGAGUCUAGAGUCGACCGACUUUCAGACUUCAACCAUCAAAGGAAUGCAAAGAAGAUGAAGGAAAUGCAUCUCUCCAACCAACAUGUCCAAGUGGGGCCCAAAACAGCAGAGCCUGAUCUGGCUAAUACCCAACCAACCCCUUUGUUCGCUGAAUAGUCUGCCCAUUUCUGGCCCAUGUAAGAACCAACACCAAACUACAUAGGAGCCCACUAAAGCAAAAACCCAAAUUGAAGUCACAAGAGGCUCAUUUGAGCCUCACUUGGAAGUGCUGGUUGGGCUUGCAUACAUAGGGAUGGUCGCAGUACAAAAACAGAAUCGUACCACUUGAGUGUUGUCCAUAUUUGAUUCAAAAACUGGGACCAGAAUCAUCUCUGCAUGUGUCAUGAAGAUGCUACCACUAAGUCUUUGUCAUGCUUCAGUGGUCUGAUUUAUUUCAGUGUUACUGUCAGUUCAUAUGAGUUAUGUCUGAAAUUCAUCUCUCAUCCUUCCAUGUAAUGUAAUCUCAAUCCAUUUUAUCCAUUCAUGAUGAGCUGUAUGAGCUUAUUCAUUUUUGCACAUCUCUUUAUCAUAUGUUCAGCAUCUGUCAUUGCAUGUAGUGUAUAUCAGUGCAUAUUUAAAGAUUUUCUGUUCGUGAAGUGGUCAAUUCUGGGGUUGACAUGAUACAAGAAUAUUAAACUUUGAUUUGGUAUAUCAUAUCGAUACCUUGAUCCUGGGCGUUCACAACCGGGAGUCUUUUACUGUUUUUUUUAAACCACGUUGCAAACAGCGCUGGUUCAGUUAAAAUGAUUAAACAGAGACUUAUACCUGACCUGCUUAUAAUAAUGUCUUAUUUUCUGUUUCACAACCUUGAUUUUAUUAGCAGUGCUCGCUCUCUUCACUUAGUCUCUUUGUAACUUGACCACCUUACUUGCAGCAGCUUUGGGUUGAAAAUAUAAUUGUAUUUCUGUCUUUUUCAUUAGCUUCUGUUCUUUAAAAUAACAUUUAAUGUAAGGUUACAGCAGAUUGUAUUGUAUUAAAGCUUGUGGCAUUGGAAGAAUAUCAAAGUCUUGAAAAUGUUGUUCCCAAAAUGCCAAGUAUGCAUAAGUGGGAGGAAAUUGUAUGUUGUCUCCAUGUAUAGCACCUUUCUAACCAACUCUUUUCUAACAAUCUCUUUUUUGGCUUUUUUAUUCUGGAUGGUGUUCUUUACUCUACGGGCAUAAUCAGGUCAAGAGAGUAAGUAUGGAGGGUGUAUCUAAAAUGGCUUCAGUCUUGCAGUAGUCCAUUGAGGAAUUUGUCUUUGAGCAGAGAGCCUGGACUCUUGGCUAGUGCGUGCAUGUAACAUGGAGAGGAUAAUCAGGGUACUUCGCUCCAGCAGGCAUAAUGUCAUUGUUGCUUGUGAAACUUGAAUGCCAUCAGAGGUUAUGUUGUCUAAGGAGAGGACUGAUCCAAAAAUUCAGUCACUUCAUUCACUCUCGACCCAGUUUUUCUGUCAUUUCUUUCCACAUAUUAACAUCUUCUAAUAGAAAUCUUUGACUAACUGGCUGCAAAUAAUAAAACGAUGCAAAAUGAAAAGAGAAAGAUGGUAGAAAAACCUGGGUUUGGAGUUCAAAUGAUUCGUUAAAUAAUGGCUUUACCAUCUUGUGUCCACAUGAGUCGACUGUGUCUGUCUGUUCCUCUGUAUGCAUGGGACGUUAUGUCUGCAGCCCGAACUGGAGGUCAGACUUGCAGGCUUACAGUGUCAAUCUUUGGUCUUGUAAACAACGCAUGUGCUGGAGUCUGUAGCCACCAGGUUUGGUAAGGUGUGUGCCUUUUUUUUACAAUAUAGCUAUUGGGUGUUAUGUGCAUAAUUUGUUCAUAUUUACUCCCUCAUUCAUUUUCAUGCAGCUUGGAUUAGAUAUCAAAUUUUUCUGUUUGAAGCUCACCAUGUAGCCUAAGUGCAUGAUAUGAUGGAGGCAGACUGCUUGUUUUAGUCAUAAAAAAAAUACAUUUUAUGGGUUUGACAGAGACCGAUGACAAGAUGCGAGCCUUCGCGGAGAGGGUCUUUGCCUCUGAGACCAAAGACGAGAACAUCCGUGAUGAGAUCUCCAUGUUUGAUGUGGCUGAGGACUGUCCCAUCCUUCACAAUGAGAUGGCUCAUCAUCUGCAUCAUGAUGAUAACUCUGAGAAACGGUGAGAUGGAAGACAAUGUGUUAUCACUAAGUAAAAAAAACAUCAUUUCGUUUGACAUCUUAACUUUUCAAGAUCAUGCAUGUUACAAAUUACAGAAGAGCACACUUGUUCACAGUUUUGUCAGCUGAAUCAGGUUUGGCUCUUCAAUAUUUUCACAUUGCUCUAAUAAAAUUGUUUUAUGCCUGUUAUCUCAGAAUCAGCCCAUAGUUUUAUCUCCAAAUCAGCAAAAUCACGCUGCACUUAUUUACAUCCUGCUAGUAGAGCUUUAACACUUGACAUAACUUUACCUCUAUCCAUUGUCAUCCACAGUAAGAAGCGCUCCCGCACAAUGGCUGUACCUGUAGUCGCUGCCAAGGCAGCCGCCGCCCCUGUAGUGUCAGUGGAAGUGGACACUCCCCUCUACCUGGAAGUGCCUGAUUUCCAGAGGGUGGCCAUCAUUGGGGACUACGCCGCCGGGGUAUUAACAAAUACAGAUUAUCUGAUCAUUGUACUGUGAUUAAUGAAAGUGGAAAGAGCUUUAAAUCUCUCUUACUUCCUUAAAAAGUUACAUUUAUAGAUUACUUUCUUUUUUACACAGUUACUUUGGGCUGUAUAUGAAAUCAAAUUUCUAAGUCAGAUCGACUUUAAGUAAUACAUGUAAAAUGUGCUUAUUUGCUUAUUAGCUAAAGGAGGUUAGGUAGCUGGGUUUCCGUCUGAAGUUAACAGACUCAAGGCUUUCUACAAAAAACACAUUAAGCCUCUUCUUUAUAUACUCCACUGCUCCACUCAGUAGACUCAAAUGGACUCUAUUAACUAUAGAUUACAUAACACACUGUAUACUCCGUAGUAUCAUAUGAUAUUAUGUAAGAGCUGUUAAUUUUGGACACAUAUGUUGCCUUAUUGACGUACAGUAUGAUCUCUUACUGACCGGUAAUAGAUGCAGUUUCUCCUUCUCUGUGACUGUAUGUUAGACACAAAUGAUAAACUAGAGUCGAGCUGACCUGGAAACAAGAGUGUUGACUUUGAAUUUCACUGACACCAUAUGUCUGUGGGUCAGUGCCCUCUCUGCCUCCCCCCACUAACAGAUUCCCUUGAAUGGAGCUCAUCUGAGAGCAGGCGCAGGUUUAGGUUUCAUGACUCAGGGUCUGACAUUUACAGAGAGGAGAACACCUCUGUGGAGCUUUGUUAUUUUUGUCUUUGCUAACAACAACAAGCAAACGUGAUUUUAGUUUAGCUGACUACAUCAUAUCUUCUAUGGUGUAACAGUAAAUGGAUCAGGACAAAGGAAAACAAACACAAAAACAAACAAAAAAAACAGCUCCUUUCCCAGAACCCCAAAUAUGAGUGUGUUUCUUAAAAGCAGCACUCAACUUUAAUGUCAGUGAAUGUAACACAUGCUUUAAAGCUGCAAAAACUAAAAAUAACAGCAAGAUUUGACAACAUAAAAAAGCCUUUUUUCUAAUGUCAAUGUUUGAGUCGUAUUUCAAGCAAAGCUAGUGACCUUUGACCUGUUUAUUGUUACUGUGAAAAACAGAUAAAAGAUAUUUUAGACUUAAAACUUAAUAUUUAUAAUCAUUUCAACUUGAAAAUGCAUGAUUUAGUUUUUAACAAUUAUAUUUAGCGUUUAACGGAUUUCUUUUGAAUGUUUGGAUUUAAAUGCAGUAUUUAGAUUAACUGUUGAAAUUAAUAUUUAACAUGAUUUGGUGUUAACUGAUUUUAUUUAUUGCAUGGACAUAAAAUUCAAUAUUUGGAAUUAACAUAUACUCUUAACAUUUCGUUAUCAAUGUCUAGUUGAGAUUUUACAUUCAACAUCAAUUUUAUCACAUUCACAUUAACUUUGAGACUUUACUUUUACAUAAGCCAUACAACAUAUGUAAAUUAAAAGUUAUUAGUCAGAUUUAACAUUGAGAUUUAUGUUUUACAUUUAGAUGUAGCUUUUUACUGAUGAGCAUUGAUUGAUAGAUUAAAAGUUUAAUAUUCAGAAUUAAACCUAAAAAUAAACAUGACAAAAUAGAAGUUGUCACUCUUGUUGUUGGUGGCCUCAUUUGCUUUUGCAUAUCACAGAUAGAUGGAACACAAUUCAUUUCAGCCUUUUUCAUAACCUUAAAAAACUCCAUAAUGAAUUUAUCCAUGAUAAAAUGUAAGGCUACGGUUUGUACAUGCUUUUGACCCUGAACUCAGAAAUAUCUGCUGUAUUUUCUCUUCAGGUGACCAUGGAUGACUUUGAGCUGUCCUGUAGGGGUCUGUACCGGGCCUUGACCAUCAGGGAGAAGUACAUGAAGUUGGCUUUCCAGCGUUUCCCACGAACAGCCUCCCAGUUCCUGCGUGAGAUCGAGGGGGAGACCUUCAAACCUGAAGAUCAGGUGCAGCCAGGUGAGGAGCAACGCAUUAAUUCUGAUCAAUAAAUACGUUUUUGCUAUAUGUUUUUUGUAACACUUGGUACCCCAAAUGUUUAAUUCGUAUGUUACUUCCACCCAUCAGUCUUCACAUCCCCUCCUCAAAAUGGGGAAGACCCCUUUGAUACCCAAGACCUGCCUGAAGAUCUGGGCUAUGUGGCUCGUAUGAAGGAUGGUGUGGUCUAUGUGUACAGUGAUGCUGCAGCUGCAGACAAACAUCAGCCCAAAGACCUGCCCUGUCCUGACUACGACACCUUCAUCGAUGACAUGAACUUCCUCAUUGCCCUCAUUGCACAGGGCCCAACGUGAGUGCGGCGAGUAUCCAUGAACCAAAUCAAUCACACAGCUUUGUUUAUCCUAUACAGUGAUAUUAGUUUGGAGCAAUUUGUAGAAAACAUAAGAAGAUUUAAAAAAUGUCAUGUUGGUGGUUGAUAAAUGAUACAAAGAUAGACUAUUCUGUUUCAAACCAAAGUAAUGGUCUGGGAACUGCAAUAUUACAGCUUUCUUUGUUGUAUUUUAAAUCUAUUUCUCAUUUUUAUGUGACAAAAAUGCAUUUCUAUACCUGCAAACACUUGUAAAACAUGCCUUUCAAAGUAAAGCUCAUGUGUUGGUGCGCUUCUCUUGAUUCGCAGUAAGACCUAUACUCACCGCCGUCUGAAGUUCAUCAUGUCCAAGUUCAACGUGCAUGAGAUGCUGAAUGAGAUGGAGGAGAUGAAGGAGCUGAAGAUAAACCCUCACAGGGACUUCUACAACUGCAGGAAGGUAGAAAACCUGGACAGCGCUUUGACAGGAUCCAUCAGAUAAAACGUUCCUUACUGGAACUUCAAGUUUUAGUAGUUAUGUGUUCCUCCACCCUUGUCUUGGCUUUCCUCAAUUUGACUGAUUGUGUUGAUCUAUAAGCUUUCCAUAAAUAUUGCAAUGUUACAGUGAUACUCUACGGUCACAAUUAUCUUGCGUUGAAAAUCUGAUAUCGUUACAGCCCUAAUACAUGUAAACACAAUAUGUAUUUACCAACACACGUGCAUUCAUAUCAAGUAUCUGUAAGCAUGAGUACAGUUUCAUUUGAGAACAUGAUUUAAUCCCCUAAAAGUGAGGUUAAGGGAAGUUAAAGACAGAGCAAAAUAACAAGUGGAGAAAUAAGAAAGAGCCCAAAGCAAAAAAAUAGAGUGAUGUGAGGUCUUUGUACAGCUGUUAUAUCACCAGCACCUAUGUUCAUGUCGUACUUUCUUCUUCUAGGUCUUUAAUCAGUCAGUUUAAGAACGGAGGGAGUUUGUCCUUCCCAUAGACUGUAUAUAGAAUAUACAUAACAUACACAAUAUACAUACUAUAGUAUAUACAGUCUAUGGUCCUCCUGUUUAAACAGAAUAAGUCGUCUAGAGUUACAUGCAAUUCAUUACGCACAUCCUUUUUUUCUGUUAUUAACCUGAUGUACUGCACCUCAUGUGUAUCACCAGCUCCCUCUGGUGAUGAAGCUCAGUUAAAACAUCUGUGGAACCCUCUCGCUCACAACAUCCUCCUGCCUUCCCCAGGUGGACACCCACAUCCACGCUGCCGCCUGCAUGAACCAGAAACAUCUUCUGCGCUUCAUCAAGAAGUCUUACAGGGAUGAUGCUGAACGCGUUGUGCACAAGCUGCAGGGCAGAGAGGUGACCAUGAAGGAGCUCUUCCAGUCCCUCAACCUGCACCCCUAUAACCUCACUGUGGACUCCCUGGAUGUGCACGCUGUACGUUACUCUCUUUUUUUUUUUAUGAAAAAAAAAAACUAAUUACACCAAUGCGUCAAGAACACACAUGAUUUUUUUUAUAUAGUAAACCUGGAUCAUGUACUUCGAAGCAGGAUUAUGGUCAUUGCUAACGCACCUGGGAAAAUAGAAUUCAUGAAGCCAUCUCACCACACCCAGUUAGGUGUUAGGUGAAAAUCAAAAAUACAGAGAACAUAAUUAUAGGAAAAUAAAUAAUUAUAUUAAAAAUAACCAGCAACACUCAAAAAUGACUGCAUUGGUCUUGCUGUCCUGUCCAUGAUCUUACUAUCGUUUCUGUUGUCUGUGUCGUAUCUGUAAAGGGCAGACAAACCUUCCAGCGUUUUGAUAAGUUCAACGCCAAGUACAACCCCGUGGGAGCCAGCGAGCUGCGUGACCUUUACCUGAAGACAGAGAACCACAUCAACGGAGAGUACUUUGCCACCAUCAUUAAGGUCAGUUUAAAGCAAAUAACUUAAAAGAUGAACGACUUCAGAGACAAAUAAUGAAGGUGGAACAUUUCCUGACACUCACAUCACAUUUAUGCUGAAGAUGUCCUACUGCUUCAUGUUAUCUGUUUUAGCAUCCUGCUUUUCUACUUAUUAGUUCAGCUGUCAUGCACCAAAUUUGACAUGAUGAGACUGCUUUGACCUUUUGUGUGAACCAGGAAGUAGCCAGUGAUCUUGAGGAUGCUAAGUACCAGUAUGCUGAGCCUCGUCUGUCCAUCUACGGCUGCAACCCUGCCGAGUGGACCAAACUUUCCGGCUGGUUCGUCAAGCACAGGGUCUUCUCCCCAAACCUCAAAUGGAUGAUCCAAGUCCCUAGGAUUUAGUGAGUGCUUUUUUUUUUUUUUUUUUGGUGAUACAGAUAUUUGAUUGUUUUAAGGUUUGACUAGAAGUGUAAAAGUUUCUAGGAUGUCUAAUUUGACUUAUUUUUCUAUCUCAGUGACAUCUUCAGAGGCAGGAACUUUGUGCCCCACUUUGGCAAAAUGUUGGAGAACAUUUUCCUCCCUGUGUUCCAGGCCACCAUCGACCCCAAGUCCAACCCAGACCUCAGCAUCUUCCUCAAGCAUGUGAGUUCUAAAACAAAUCUAAAAUAUAUGGUAUGAUAUAUGGUCUUAAGUUCAGUCUCUUUGCAGUCUCAAACUUGGGUUAUUGUGACAGAAUUUGGAUAAAGGUGUGGAUAUUUAAGAUAGUAAUAUAGUUGCUGUUUUAUGUCAGAGAGAGGUAGCAAAUCCUGAAAGUGCUUUUUGGACUCACUAUUUUACUUAAAAUUGGACCAGAAAGAGCAGAAAGAGCAUCAUGCUGUGAUAAAGAGGGGCAACCAUGAAAAUAUAUAGUAUACAUUAUUUAUUUACAGAAAAAUAAAUAAAUAAAAUAAACAUUUCUCAUGGAUAUUUAUACCCCUGAGUUGCAGAUUCUGACAGCUCUCCUCCAUGUUUACUCAUGUCUCUCCUGGUAUGUAGGUGACAGGUUUCGACAGUGUGGAUGAUGAGUCCAAGCACAGCGGUCACAUGUUCUCUACUAAGAGCCCCAAACCAGAGGAGUGGGACAUUGAGAAGAACCCCUCCUACACCUACUAUAUUUACUACAUGUACGCCAACAUCGCCAUGCUCAACCAGCUCCGCAGGUCAGUAACCUUUUCUCUGUACACACAGUAUUCCUGAGUAUUUGAUUUCAGAAGAGAUCAUCAAAUUUAAUCUGUUUUUGAGAAUUUUUUAUUCAUUCUCUAAAUUUAAAGUUGGUUUUCUUUUUGCAUUUAGGCAGAGGGGGAUGAACACUUUCACAUUCAGGCCUCACUGCGGUGAAGCCGGUGCCAUCACCCAUCUGCUGGCUUCCUUCAUGACCGCUGACAACAUCUCUCACGGCCUCAACCUCAAGAAGGUCAGUCCUCUAUUAAGAAACAUGAUAAGGCAUGGUUUAAAAAGCGUUGUUUGGUGCUUCAUUGUUCGAUGGUAUGAUAACAAAAAAUAUUUCUUUUGGUUAUCGUUCUUAGUGAGUCAUCUCUGAAUAUUAUCUUUUAUGACAUGCUUUUUAAAAGAACCCCUGACUAUUAUAAAAACUAAUGUCAUAGAAAUAAUUAAAGAUUUUAUGUACAAAAAAAAUGUUGUUUUUUUUUGUUUGUUUGUUUGUUUGUUUUUUGCUCCAAAUGGGUGCAUAGUGACUCAUUUAAUGUAUGCAAAAACACACAGGGGAGCUAUUUGUUAUUCUGUGCAGUUUGUGGUGCAUCAACCUUUUGCACAUACUUUUUGAAUGAGACAAUGUCUUUUCUGCAUCUGAAAAGGCUGCACAAUCCUUUUGUGAUUUGGGCCUCUAGUAAAGACAUACAAAUUUUUCCAAUGGAGAGAAAUUUGGAAGAUGAAAUAUUGAAAUAUUCCUCUCAUAUCCUCUGUAAAUCCAACGUUUUUUGUUCCCAAGAAGGAAAUAAUUCAUAAGACCAGACCUGCCCCUCCUGUUAGGAAAAUAUUACCUAUUGAUUUGUUCUCUUACCGAACACCAGAAAAGAGUUUAGAUGUUCUUGCUGGAUAUAUCUUGCUUUAACUGAUGAAAAUCAAAUAAAACUCUUUUCUUAAAGAGGCACUGGAGAAAAGAAACACAUUUCAAGCUCCACUCUCUAAAAUGUGUAUCUUAGACAGUUAAUAAGAUAUAAAGCGGCUGAGGAUGACAGUCAGAAUUACUUUUAUCUUGGAUUUUCUGUUCAACAAAUUGUACCUCACUUGGGUAAAAAUUGUGGAACUAUUGUGACAGGGAUUCAUUUUCUUAAAAUAAUGGGGUUAUAAUGAAAGAGAGAUGUUUGUACAGAUUUUCAGUAGCAGUGUCAUGUCAAGAGUGAUCUUAGAUUUAACUUCCUUUGACUAUGAUUGCAGUCAAUGCAUCAUAUUAUUGCUCUUCCUAUUCUUAUUUUAUUUACAAAACAAAAGUCAAAGAAACAGUCUCACAUGCCUGAGCCUAUUCUUUUAAACUAAUCAUAUCUAAAACCCUCCUUCCCAUCCAGAGUCCUGUGCUGCAGUACCUGUACUUCAUGGCCCAGAUCCCCAUUGCCAUGUCCCCCCUUAGCAACAACAGUCUGUUCCUGGAAUAUGCCAAGAACCCCCUGCUGGAGUUCCACCAGAAGGGCCUGAUGAUCUCUCUGUCCACCGACGACCCCAUGCAGUUCCACUACACUAAGGUCUGAGUACACAGAGAGAGGCUUUGAUGGUCAUGUACACAAUAGUGCAUUCUGUGUUGUAUAUAACCAGUAUUGUAUGAUGUUUUUAGGUAUUCUUUGUAAGCCUUUGUACCCAUGUGGUACAGGAAACUUACGUUACAGGAACAAUCAAACGGAUAAAGUAUUAGUUGCGUGAAUGAAAUACACUGUAAACAAAGCCAGGUUUGUGUGUUAUCUAUCACACUCAGAUGUCAGUACAUGACUGUACUUUUAGUAAGACUGAUACACAGAAAUAUUGACCUCUUAGCAGCUCAUUUUAAAUGUGAGUGUCCUCUUUUUUGUCUUGUCAGAGCUAUGGUAACUUGAGGUAAGAGUAAUAAUAGUAAAAAAUGUAAAUAACCUGGGAUUGUUCAUUCACAGGAACCUCUGAUGGAAGAGUACGCUAUUGCAGCUCAGGUGUUCAAGCUCAGCACCUGUGACAUGUGUGAGAUCGCCAGGAACAGUGUGCUGCAGAGCGCCCUGUCUCAUGAGGUAACAAACACCUGACAGGGGGUUGUAACCAUAGACAUAAUAUACGUAGACGCCUCAAAUCCUGACGCUGCCUACUGGAGCUCAUGUAUCAGCACGGCUGCCAUCUUGGAUUGUUCCCCAUUCGCCUCUAGUGCAUUAAGAUAGGUGGGAAUGCCCAACCAUAUUAAUAAUAACCCCCCAAAUCUCUGCCCGAUUUUCACACUGUUUGGUUUGUUACAACAGCAGGGAUGUAGCCAUCAUACAGGACAAUGUCACACAUUAAAAAUAAACCCAAUUAUUUUUAGAUCCUAUUUGUAAUAUGUAAUCCUACAUGGUUUCAAUACUGUGUCAGGUUUUUCAACCAUAAAAUGCAAAAAUACAGGCAUAGUUGCUCAUUUUCCAUUGACCCCAUUUGGCUCUAUCCAAUAUGGUGGCGACGCUGGAUUAUUCUCCAGCAUGUAAUAAGGCAUCUUCGUUUAUAAUGUCCAUGGUUGUAACAGUGUUCACAAUCAUCAACUUCCUUAUGUACCCACCAGAUUAUCAAAUUCAAGGAUUUAGAGAAUCUGGAGAAAUCUUUGCACAAAGAGGACUAGGCCAAAAACCAGUACUGCGUGGCUUUGAUAUUUGGGUGCACAGUCGGCAUUGCCAUAAAAAAAGACAUGACUCUGUAGUAAAAAUCACAGCGUGAGCUCAAAAUUACUUACAGUAUAUGACCAAAGUCUGUGAACACCUUUUGGUGCUGCAACCGCAAAUGCAGAUUAAAACUAUAUCAUGCAAAGAGGAAACUAUCUAUGAAGAUGAACCAGAAAUGCCAGCAACUUCUGUGGGACUGAGCUCAUUUUAGAAGGAAAACUGUCCUGUUUCAUUCAGACAACAGGUUUAAGUGAUUUGUGCACCAUCCAGUCCUGGUUUUGUUAAACCCUCUGAAAGACAUUCAGAUUCUGUCCUUCAAUGUGCCUUGCAUUAAAGCAGAAAUACCUCUGUGUUUCAGGAGAAGGUUCACUUCCUGGGUAAGGACUACCUGAAGGAGGGUCCAGAGGGCAAUGACAUCCGUAAAACCAAUGUGGCUCAGAUUCGUAUGGCAUACCGCUAUGAGACCAUCUGCUAUGAGCUUAACCUCAUAAAGGAGGGUGUGAAAGCUGACUAAACACUUCAAAACUCAUUUCUAACACAUCUCUGCUGUUAAAUAGGGAUUUCUCUACAAACGUUUUUCAUGGUAACUCUUAAUAAAUUAAUCUUGAAAAAAAGACCUUCAAUUACACUGAUGUUCUUUCCUGUGAAGGAUAAAACUUUUUAUAUCUUCACUGUUUACUUUGUGCACUAUUUGUAUUUGCAACAAAUAGAAAAAACAUCAUGUAAAAGAAUGAAAAGAAAUAAAGGGAAAAAUAA